Messenger RNA from Komagataella phaffii GS115, 792 nucleotides. RefSeq lists its product as hypothetical. Lineage: Eukaryota; Fungi; Ascomycota; Pichiomycetes; Pichiales; Pichiaceae. The transcript has a single exon. The coding region runs from base 1 to 792 and encodes 263 amino acids. The record is from RefSeq and is a predicted model, not a curated record.
AUGAUGCCUUCUGUCAGAAUAUCUACACGGUGUAAAGCCCCAAACGUGAGAUUUUUAUCUGCACAAGUGGCACCUAAGAAGAAGCUGUCUGCUGCUCAAUUGAGAAAAGAAAGAAAUAUCCUUGCCAAAUCAUCGUUAAGAGAUAUUCUAGACUCCAUAGUCCCAGGCAGUGUUCAAGACGACGAUGUCACAAAAUAUGAUCCCACCCCGGUAUAUGACGACUACAGAAAGUAUGACUCGCUUAGUUAUCCCCAACAAAGAUAUAUUAUAGACAGUUUUAAAGAUGAUAAAUUCAGAAAACCGUGGGGAAAGAUUCCAAAGUCUAUGAAAAGACUAAACUAUUACAUAAGUUAUGGAAACUACGGUCCUAGAGACGGAUUUCAACCGGUUGAGUCAGACCAGCCUAAUUUUGAUCUGCCAUUCAGGUUGCCUUCCAUCAUCACUACUCAUAACCCCAAGCCAUCUACACUAGUUAGAAAAUUACCCCCAGUUAACUACAAAACCUGCGGAGAAAAGAGAAAAGAACAGUACGAAAAGGAAAGAAGAAUGGACCCCAUUUCCAAGAUAAUCAUUUUCUCCACGCUGAUCCUCACUGUGAUCAACUUCAAACGAGAUCGUAAGGUGGUGAAUACUGAUCAUGUUCCCGUUAACGAGUACGAAGAAUACCAGAAGGUGCUAGAACAAGAAGAGAGAGAUUACAGAGAGAUGCUGGAGGCCAGGGAUAACCCGCAACCAUUUAAUCCCGAUUCCAAGGCUCAAAAGCGAAGAUGGUAUUAUUUGUGGAUCAGGUGA